Daphnia carinata is the source of this 1803-nucleotide messenger RNA. RefSeq names its product ly6/PLAUR domain-containing protein 6B-like. The transcript has 5 exons. Gene Ontology annotation, molecular function: acetylcholine receptor regulator activity. Lineage: Eukaryota; Metazoa; Arthropoda; Branchiopoda; Diplostraca; Daphniidae. The record is from RefSeq and is a predicted model, not a curated record. Bases 232 to 801 code for a protein of 189 amino acids.
GGCAACACAGUCACAACUGCUUUCCAUUUCUUGAGAACUUUGCAACACUGUGCCAUUGUUUUUGACUCGUUUAUAUUGCACCAACUGCAGUAACAUUUGGCGAUGUGAAUCAAUUGAGUUCAUCCACGGAUUGGGAGGCACUCUACAAAUUCUCUGUGUGUUCUUAUUACCCCUCCGUUUGUUGGAUUUAGAAGGAUAUAAAAUACUGGCCGGAAGGGGGCUCAGCACAUCAUGGAUCACUGGACAAUAUCGUUGAUAAUGGUCAGUACAUUGGCCACUUUGGCCACUACGUCUGGUGUUUAUUCCCAGCAAUCGAUGCUAAUGGAAGUGGAUAAUGCCGGGCAUCAUCAUUUCGACAUCGAUCCUUCUACGGACGAUAUGAUGGCCUGCUACUAUUGCAUUAACGUGUCCAGCAACGAGAUAUGCAACCGAUUCGCUAUUGAAACUCCUUGCCCAGUAGAUGAUUACUCCACCGAUUUGACGAUGUGUUACACGUUCCACGUGAUGGACGAACGAGGGCAGACGCUCAUCGUGACGAAACAAUGUGCCACAACGGAAACAUGUUCGUCACAAGUCGGUUGUCGUCAAGAUAAAUCAACCAACCAGACGGUAUGCGUCAGUUGCUGCGACUUGAAUUACUGCAACGAGGAAGUCGCUUUCAACGCCAGUGAUGCUGUGUUCCUACGCUCAAACGACCGGACGGCAGCAUUUUCAUCGGCGUCCAAAUUUAUCGUCAGUCGGUGGACAGUCAUUCUACAAUCACUAACUGCGACUCUUCUCUUCCUGUCGUCGUUAAACUGAUCGUAUCCUGGACAAAAUAAGCAUUUCUAUAGGACACUUUCCCUGUGUAUUUUUCAGCAGGAUUCAAAAUUCUAUAUGCAACAAUUUAGAAAAACCAAGAAUCAAACAACGUGGGAACGAAUUCGUUUUUAGAUCUAGGAAGACGUAAAGCUAACAGGGCCCUAAGGCAAUUCGUCGUGCCUUGUCGUUCGUGUUCUGCAAUUACGUCGAGCUGUUGAACCAGGAAAGUAGAACGACGGGUUUCUGUUACCAUCACGCGAUCCAAUGAAAAAAAUAAAAAAAACAGACAGGAUUUGAGAGAUGAAGGGAAAAGAAUAAAGAAGUUUGUUGGAGGCAAAGUGUUUUAUGGGUGGAGAUUUUUCCUGACCAUUUUUCACUUGAUGUCAGUUACACAACCAAUUAAGUUGAUCUAAGAUUUCGUUUACCACGCCCUUAUUGUCCCCUUGCGUCAUGUAAUUUGGGACACGGACCAUUUUUCACGUCAACUGGAACGCUGGUACUGCGAGCAUUUUGGAAUCAUUAACAAUCCUGCGAAUUCUCAAAAUGAUUGUUGACGUUUUAUUAUUUUACCUGAACGUUGUUACAAUGGGGUUAUUGUUUUCAUCAUUUGUGCGUGUACAGCACCUAAAAAAAAUUGGAUUCGCUUCAGCGUGAACGAUCGAUACGAACUCUAUUUGCCAUGGCAAUACAUAAAAAAAAGGGAAAGAAGAUGAAUCUCCAGCAUGAAGAGAGUUUCUCAUGUAUAUAACAUGUACAGUAUAAACAGUAACUGAUGAUGUAAAACAAACUCAUCGUGAUUGGUUUCCAUUCCCUUUUUUUGAUUUAUUCCAAGCCGGGAAUAGGAUUCUGCUUUUAUUCUUUUCCCCACUUUCUCUCCUGUCUAUUUGUUCAACCGUGUUGUAUACCAUAAAUGUAACACGCGAAUUGUGAUGGAGUCUCUUGUUUUAUUGACAAUCUGUACAUUACAUACAGCCCACGUAUAUACAUAGCACUGAAUUGGAA